Gorilla gorilla gorilla (western lowland gorilla) is the source of this 2331-nucleotide messenger RNA. It is a transcript of the gene SH3YL1, whose product is annotated as SH3 and SYLF domain containing 1. Gene Ontology annotation, biological process: regulation of ruffle assembly. The record is from RefSeq and is a predicted model, not a curated record. Lineage: Eukaryota; Metazoa; Chordata; Mammalia; Primates; Hominidae. Bases 434 to 1519 code for a protein of 361 amino acids. The transcript is spliced from 13 exons. Gene Ontology annotation, molecular function: protein binding; phosphatidylinositol binding. Gene Ontology annotation, cellular component: ruffle membrane.
GCGCCGGCGAGGUUCGAGUUUGCCAGUCCCCCAACCUGGAAGAGAAGGGCCAGCCCCUCACACCCGGAAGGGAAGGGCCGGUCCCCCCAACACCUGGCGCCGGGGUCGCGGGGCCACAGGUGUGGAACUGGUCUCAAUCGGUUGACCACCGUAAGGAAAUAGGGUUUACACUGUGGACAGAGAUGUGUCCUUUACACUUCAUUUGAACCAAUAUGCCCGUGCUCCCGUGGAGGCUGAGUUGGAAAGUGACACGAAGCUGCUCCCCCGCAAGAGAGCAGGAAAACUUUAUUCUCAAGAGAUUUCUCAUUCCGCAGAAAUAAGGAUCUGGCAUGUCAACACAAACAUAGGAAGUUGAUGCAGUCAAAGGGAAAUAACUGCUACCCUGACUCUGCUGAGAGCCUCACAAGUCCCUGUGCACACCAGCUUAUUUGCCAUGAAUAACCCUAUACCUUCCAAUUUGAAAUCAGAAGCAAAAAAGGCUGCCAAAAUAUUAAGAGAAUUCACAGAAAUAACUUCCAGAAAUGGACCUGAUAAGAUCAUUCCUGCUCACGUAAUUGCAAAGGCUAAAGGCCUUGCAAUUCUGUCUGUGAUCAAAGCCGGGUUCCUGGUGACUGCCAGAGGAGGCAGCGGGAUUGUAGUGGCGCGCCUUCCAGAUGGAAAAUGGUCUGCACCCUCAGCCAUUGGGAUAGCUGGCCUUGGUGGAGGAUUUGAAAUAGGAAUUGAGGUAUCAGACUUGGUGAUAAUUCUGAAUUAUGACCGUGCUGUAGAAGCUUUUGCAAAAGGCGGAAAUCUAACCCUCGGAGGGAACUUGACUGUGGCGGUUGGGCCCUUGGGAAGGAACUUGGAAGGAAACGUGGCCCUGAGAAGCUCCGCUGCCGUCUUCACGUACUGCAAGUCGAGGGGACUCUUUGCAGGCGUGUCUUUAGAAGGGAGCUGUUUGAUUGAAAGGAAAGAAACUAAUAGAAAAUUUUAUUGUCAAGAUAUCCGAGCUUAUGACAUUUUAUUUGGAGAUACACCGCGGCCUGCUCAAGCCGAAGAUCUUUAUGAAAUUCUUGAUUCCUUUACUGAAAAGUAUGAAAAUGAAGGACAACGAAUCAAUGCAAGAAAAGCAGCAAGGGAGCAGAGGAAGUCUUCUGCUAAAGAAUUACCUCCAAAGCCAUCGUCAAGACCACAGCAGUCAUCUGCACCAGUCCAGCUGAACUCUGGCUCUCAAAGUAACAGAAAUGAAUAUAAGCUCUAUCCUGGACUUUCCAGCUAUCAUGAGAGAGUUGCUGCUGUAACAAAACACCAUAGUCUGGGCAGCUCAAAGACAAUGGAAUUUUAUUUCUCACGCUUCUGGAGGCUGGAUUCCAAGAUCAAGGUUCCAGGAGACUCAGUGUCUGGCAAGGUCUCGGUUUCUGCUUCAGAGAUGGUGCCAUCUGGCUUUGUCCUCACAAGGAGGGAGGUGCAAGAAGCUCCCCUCAGGCUCUGUCUGCAAUUUGAAUCAACCCAUAGAAGUGACAGCGCUGUAUUCAUUUGAAGGACAGCAGCCUGGGGAUUUGAAUUUUCAAGCUGGAGACAGAAUCACAGUUAUAUCAAAAACAGAUUCACAUUUUGAUUGGUGGGAAGGAAAACUUCGAGGUCAAACUGGCAUUUUUCCAGCCAACUACGUAACCAUGAAUUAAAGCGUAUACUAUUUUCUUCUUUGAGAAUUACAAAAAAAUUAUUUCUACACUGACAGGAUUUACUAGUUAAGCAAUGUUUAAUAUAAAUUUUAAAAAACUUCUGUUCUACAAAAUUUCCAUUCAGUAUGUAAAAGAUUUUGUUUUUCUAUAUAAAAAGAGCUGACUGACAUAUCUUUAAAUACUUUGUACUAACUUUAUCACACUUGCUGUGUCAUAGAAUAUCAUACAAUUUAUAUGCUCAUAGUUCUUUUGUGAACACUUCAAACAUCGCUAAGCAUUUGAUCUGGCCAUGUAUAUGGUAGCUGUGUUUUAAUUUGAGAAUCUUGAGGGUAGAGCCAUGAAUUUCAAUUCUUACAUUUCCAUUUGCAAAGUGACUAGAGAAAAAGAAAUCAGCUUAAAUGAGGUAUUAAGUAAUGUUUAGAGUUGUAGGUAUUAACUAGAAUAUAAAUCCUUAGAAAUUGUCUUUAUACCUUCAAAAGUUAUACUAUGCAUUUAUCAUAGAAAUAUGAUUACGAAGAAGUCUGACUACCAUGUCUUGAAACAUGUGGGAUCUCUCAACUUUUCUUCCUUAUGGGGCUACAUUUGUUCAUUUCUAGCAGUAGCAUAAACUUACGGUGACAUGGUAGACUUGUCUCUAAAUAAAAUUUUUAAAUGUUUACUAAGUUAA